AUGGACGAUCCUCUCAUGCCCCGUCAACUGCUGUAUGGAGAACUUGUGCGCGUUACAAGGACACUGAAAAAACUUGAGGCUUCAGACAGCGACAGAAGUCAAUGGUGCUCACCGACCCUCACUGCUCCCACCAGUUUCGAGGACGACCGCGUCACAGACUCAUGGCAGCAGCCUAUGAACGAAGCCAAAGAACAUUCUCUGCUGAUAUCACAACAACGGAGUUCCAGUGUCCCACCUGCUCCAGACUCUGCGCUUCCAGAUUGGGUUUGCAGAGCCACCAGAGAAUCCGUGGAUGAUCACACAACACGCAGUCCACAACACGCAGUCUUCUUCGGACACGAUGGACAACCACCAAACAAGCACCUUUGAGCGAGGAGUUCUUUCGAAAGUUGCGCCACAUUUUAUCGUCACGCACUUCUUUCGCUAGCAAAAGAAAACAAGUAUUGUGACUUCUCUAGAACUAUAAUGUAACGCAACAAAAUGACAUGUGUCCAAGAACAUGUGUCGGAAAUAAUGGUCUAUAUUGUUCUAUAUUUUAUUUUAUUAGCUCCUUUAGGCACUUUAUAUCGAGUGGUUGUAUGCAAGCUACUAGUUUAACCAAGUCCUCUUGUUUGUGUUAGAUUCAACAGUCUUUCCACAGUUGUCAAUGUUCUCCUGCCAAGAGGCGCUGAUCCCUCCCUGAGAGGGAAAAAUGGGAACACCCCACUUCACUUAGCAGCGCGUGGAGGACAUGAGGAGAUCGUUAAAGUUCUUUUGGAUCAACCUUCCGUUGAGGUUGACGCUAAAGAUAAUUCUGGAAAAACUGCUCUGCAUUUUGCCUGCAGCGAAGGCCACAGAAAGGUUUGUCAAAUCUUGUUGAACUUCGGAGCGGACAUAACAGCGAUUUCAGCGGACAAGACAACUCCGCUUCAUAGUGCCAUUUUGAAUGGACAUUCAGAGGUUGCCAGGGUGAUUUUGAAGCGAGGUUAGAGGUUAUUGAUUUAACAGUAAUUGCAGUAACUCCUUCAGAGUGUAAACAGUCCGAGCCUUAUUUAUCUAUUAUUUAUUGAACGAUCCCCUCUGGGUCAUUAAAUUUAGGUCUUCUUAACGAGUUAGUCAUAUAAAUCUGGAAGCGUCUCACUGUGAUACAAGUCCUCCGUGAAAUUCUGGUGACGACAGAUGAAUACCGACGGUUAAUUUGCUGGAAGGCACACAUUUCAUUUAAACGCUCAAUUAUGCACUACUAACAACUAUGUACAAAUUGCCUGAUGGUAUCCACCUGCUUAAGUGGCGGUAUGAGAAUCGGUUAGUGCUUUAUCCGCCGCGCGUACACUGUAUAGCUAGCCACGACGUUUUUCGGCUGCAUGCUGCGGGAUCUCAGUUUGACUCGUCCCCAUUUCUCUCCCUGCUUUAUACCCCCCCAAAAAAGCAGCAAUGGCACUCAUAGAAAGAAGCAGUCGCGCAGAUAAAUCUCGCCACCUUCCUAGGCUAGUAUAAAUAUAGUGAGAUUGUGCAGAGGACAGCGCCUGGGGACUAGACUCCUAAAGGUCGUCGUUGGUCGUAAUAAUGGGGUGAUUGUAUGGCGAAAGUGCAAUAUGUAAGUGAAUUCUCCCCUUAACUUGCUAUCAUUGUUGUUGUACUUUACAGCUGCCGACAGAGAUGUAGAUACUAACGAGAAAGAACUUUUGGGAAUUCGUGACUUACAGGACAACACAGUCUUACACAUGGCCACAUGGAAUAAUGACGUCAAGGCUGCUGCGUUAUGCCUUGAGAAAGGUGCUGAUGUCGACUGUCUUAAGUGUGGCUCGGUCACCGCCCUUCACAUGGCGGCAACGAAGGGAAAUCUUGAGGUAGCGGACUUGCUUAUUUCAAGAGGUGCUGAUGUGAACAAGAAAGACGGGGACUCCAAAACACCUCUCCACAGGUUAAUUUAAUUUGCAUUGAAUAAGACUAAGCAAUGCUGAUUACUUUAAGUGUUGAAUGGACGUUCCAUAGAAUUUUGCCCACAGUCUAGAAAAUUCUAAGCUAAAACAUAUUGGUAACGUUGUUGGUGACCUAAAUGUUUGUCAUGUAGUUGCAUGUGGAACAAAACAUACAAACGCAAAUUUCCCUUCUAGGUCUCAAGAAAAUGAUUAUUUAAUCAGUGAAGAACAUUCUUGUUUCCAGAUGCAUGUCGGUUCGCUCAUCAAUGUUCCUAGUUUUGCAGGACCUUAAAAGUAUCCCCAUGUUGUCUUCUUAAUUACCAGUCUGGGAGCGAAAAAGAAGAAAAGCAGCGUUUCUUAAAUUUUAAGCUACAAUCACUUAACUAACCCGUUGAUUAUCGUUCCCAUGUAGGGCCGCUAUGUUUAACCAGUUAAACGUAAUUGAAUUUCUUGUGAAAAAGGAGGCAAAAAUUAAUGCUCGUGACAGCGAAGGACGUUCUCCGUUCCUGAAUGCUGUUGCUGCUGGGCACGUGGACUGCGCCCGAGUUCUUCUCAAACUUGGAGCUGAUUUGAGCGCAGCGGACUUGCAUAUGAAAAACUGUCUUCACAUUGCGGUAGAGAACGAGCUCUUAGAGAUGCUAUCAAUGCUUUUGGAAAGUCGUGCGGGGGUACGCUGUUUAAACAGAAGAGAUUUGAAGGAUAGAGUUCCUCUGCACUACGCGGCAAAGACAAGAGACAUCAAGGUAAAUUUGUAACGGAACUGUUAGAAAGCAAUUCAACAGCACUUGUUUUAUCAAGGGCAGAAAACUUGACAUGACGGCACCUUUACAUAGAAGUGACUAUAAUACAGUCGAGCCUCUAUAAAGGGGAAUUCUAUAAGCGACCACCAUCUCUUUCCUCUCCAUUUACCUUAGUCCGGGCGGAGAAAAGUUUCAGUAAAUAACUGUAAACAGUAUCCCUAUAAAGCAGCCUCCUGUUAUUUCUUCAAGUACUUUGUUAAAGGCAGAACGCGAUAUUCGUUCAAAAGAAUUAUUUUCCCGGCUCACUGGUUAGUUAAUCGCAAGUCACAGCUAUCUCCCAAAUAAGUAAGUAAGUAAAGCCUUUAUUUAAAGAGGGUAGCACUUAAUAGCCAAAGGCUAAUAAACUUGUGGCCCUCAUAAAAUACACAACUAUUUACAAUCUAAUAAAUAUAGUAAGCUAAAAUAUAUAAACAAUUAAAAUAAAACAGGAUUCGAAUUUUAUAAAAAUAAAAAAUUAUUAAAUGAUAAAAUGAUGCAAACAUUGUUGUUCCUUAAAAAUCUUGGCAAACAUGUUCUUUUUAAAACAUGCUACAGAAUCUAGUUUCCUAAUUUCAAUUGGUGUACUAUUCCACAGUCUUGUUGCCGAAACAGCGAAAGAGCGUCCUCCCUCUGUUUCUCUUCUAUAUUUAGGACAAACAGCAUUAAUGCUUGAAUAUCUAGUGUUGCGGGAGUGCCGCUUAUUAUUCAAAAUUAAGUGUUCAUUUAGAUAAUUCGGCAAAUACCCAUUAAUUCGCUUAUACAUUAUUAUGCAUUUAUCUAUCUUAUGUUGCUCAUAAAACGGAAUCCAACCUAGCUUGUUAAACAAAGCAACUGAUGGUGUCAUGCGAUCGGCAUAAGAAAUAACGCGUGCCGCACGUUUUUGCAAUCUUAAGACCCUAUAAACCGACUCUUUAUCACAAUUUGCCCAAACAACGUUAGCGUAAGACAUAACAGGGCGAAUAAUGCUAUUAUAAAACUGAAGUCGCUGUUUAAGAGGUAGACAGGCUCGAAUCUUACGCAGUAUUGCGAUUCUAGAGGCCAACUUUUUACAUACUUUCUCAAUAUGUUCAUCAAAUGACAAUUUGCUGUCAAUUUCUACGCCUAAUAAGGUAGCACAAUCCACAUUACUGAGCUGUUUUCCGUUUACGAAAACAUCUAUGUCACUUCCAUUUAUGUUAGCCACACAUCUUUUCCCAGUGAUCGUGAGUACUUUAGUCUUGUCUUCAUUUAAUGGGAGCUUAUUCGCUGAAGCCCAUAAUUGAAUUUCAGAGACAGACUUAUUUAGUGAUGAACUUAAGGUGGCUAAGUUUUUCACAUCCGCAAAAGCAGUGACAGUCGUAUCCUCUGCGUAAAGGUCCAACUGAGCACUUGUAUACAAGGGCAGAUCGUUGAUAAACAAAAUGAAGAAUAAAGGACCUAAAAUACUGCCCUGAGGGACUCCAUGCAACAUCAAAGCUUCGCUUGACUCACCCCCAUUUACACGGACCACUUGCUUCCUAUCCAACAAAUAAGAGUGACACCAGGCAAGCUCCCGGUUGGCUAUACCGUACAGUUCCAACUUGCGCAACAAUAGCUUAUGGUCCACCAUGUCGAAAGCCUUUCGAUAAUCAACCAGGACCAUGCCGCAUACAUGAUUAUUAUCUAGGCCGAACAAAAGCUCGUCAACUAACUUGAUUAGAGCAGUCUCGGUACUGUACAUCCUACGAAACCCAGACUGUCUAGAAUACAGCAAGUUAUAUGAACACCUUCUCGACAUCACGGUAGGUCGUCUGGCUCUCACAUGUUUGCAACUGGUGGUGACUGACGGGAAUGCCAUGUAAGUGAUAGGGAGCCUACAUCAGUUAUUUUCUAAGACGGACAUUCUUAGGAAUGAAUAACGACAUGGACCAUCUUUACAGCUUCAAGGUGUCCAUUAAGGAAGAGUUACUGUAUUUGAAAACAGUCAAACUUACUCUCUUUCAAGUGGCCUCCCUUGAAGAAGGAACAAGUGUCCACUCUAUUAGGUGUUUUGUGUUAAGUGGUGUACUGACAAGUUUGUUCGCCGAUACUCUAGGAACUUACCGAUAGAUGACAGCUUGACCCUUUAAGCCCCAGUAUCAGCAUGUGUAAUCUCUGCACUUCUCUUUAUACAUUCUUAUGGUCCUGCUCGAGAACAUUUGUUCAAACAUCAAGGUAUUUUGUCUGUAGUGAUUAUUUCGUUCAUUCUCGUGACCUGUAGCGUGCUGUUGUUGGGAGAAAUUGGAAGCUGGUCACUAUUGAAGCUUAAAGAAUUAAUGAGGGGCCGCUUAAUAGACAUUCGGCUGUAGUGUAGGAGAUCAAUAAAUGACACUGACUCUGGCAUACGGUUUCAUGUUUGUAGAUUUUAGAGCUCGUCUUAUCCAAGCAGAAGCACUUGGGCUUCAGCGAUGAGAGUCAGAAGACACCGCUUCACCAUGCAGCAGAAAAGGCCUCAUCCAAACACGUUGAAGUUCUGGCAAAGCACAUGUCUGAAAUAAAUGCGCGAGAUGAACUUGGCCGAACACCAUUGCACAGCGCUGCAAUGAAAGGGCAGAGGCAAGAGAUAUAUUCUAGAAUAUUCUUUUAUUUCUUCACAGUUAUCGCUGUUUUUCCAUUAUGGGUGAAAGCGAUCUUUGCUACUUGUUUGGAUACAGAGUCGACCAUAGAUCAAAGAUGUCCUCACAAGCAAGCAAUUAUAGUGACGUAAAACGUCAAAACUCGAACGUUACAUUUUUUACGACUAUUAAAUCGUCCUUUGUUUUGGAAGAAUAAAUGUGUCUGAAUUAAUAAAAAAGGUACCUACAGAAAUUUCAAGUGCGUUUUAACAAUUUGACCCUUGAGCUGAAUAAAAAGCAGUUGAAAGUCGCUAGUUAGGGCUUAAAACGAAUAAAUUAAUCGCUGGAAACACACGAAAAGUUGCUCUUGGCAAAAGCAACCGAUUUGUAACAGACCUACAAUCCAUCUUUCCUGACCCCACAAUCGGGUGUCUAGACAAAAUUAUUUCAACUAAACACUCACAAAGCGUUUUUAUGCUUGUACACAAUGUUCUUAUAACACGAGCGCCACGACAUACCUGAAAUCUGUCUGUCAACAACUUCAGGAAAUCACACAAUUAACCACGUUCGCGGCACUGCCAAAACUAUCCACAACCAACCAGGGACAAUGUUUCCACACUUAAUACAGGUGUUUCGAUAAAGUUUUUCAGAGGCCAUACCGAUAUUUUUCAAUCGCCUUAAAAGUGUUUUUUUCCUUGUCUGAUCGCUAUAAAAUUUUCACCAGUAAUUGGCUAUGGAUUGAAAUUUGUGAAAAUGUAGUUUUAAUUAAAAUCGCUAUUACUAUGACAACAAGAAACAAAAGAACUUUUAAAUUGAUAAAAGCCGAAUUUUGUGUGAUCUAGACCAGCUACUGAAAAUCCAACACUAGGAACUUAAAGUUUGGUGUUUAGCAAACAAUCUUCGUAAGACGUAAAAAAAUUCAACUGAAACGAAAAUAUUUUUCCAAUCUUAAAUUUUAAAUAGCCGUCAUAGAUUAUUUAAUAAAAACGUUAUAAAUGACUCAAAUUAUUUUUAUGUAGCGUCAGAAUGCUGCUUAAUAUCAUAUUUCGAUGCUAGGAAAUUUUGGUGUAUUUUCGUUCUUGCGAUCUUGAAAACUAACCCAUUUUCUCACCACCUGUAUAAGUGCAACUUCAUUCAGAAUUUGGACUUUUAGCGCUUUCUUGUAUAUCUCUGAAACGACUCGAACGAAUUUUUUUAAAAUCUCCUCACGUAAUCUUCAUAAUGUAUAUAAAAAUGUCUGAAACUUUCAUGAAGAUUGAUUCACUGCAACACCAUGAAAUUUCAAGACAAACGUAUCCUACGAACCGGUCAAAAAUCUGCGUUACAACAUUCACUGUUUUGACGUUAAGCUAUUUUUUCCAAAAGAAUGCAUACUAUACAUAUCUCCAUGACUAGUACAUUUUAGUUUGAAUUUAUCGCACCUUUUGAAUGUAAAACAUUGACAAUACUCACACUGAAAUUUACUAGUCAUGGAUAUAUGUAUUGUCCGCAUUAAUUUAGAAAAAUUAGCAUAACGUCAAAACAGUGACUGCUAUAGCGCGGAUUUUUGACCGGUUCGUAGGAUAGUUUUGUCUUGAAAUUUCAAGGUGUUGCAGUUUUAAGAUCGCAAGAACGAAAAUACGCCAAAAUUUCCUAGCAUCAAAAUAUGAUAUUAAGCAGCAUUUUGACGCUACUUAAGAAUAAUUUGAGUCAUUUAUAACGUUUUUUUAAAAAAUAAUCUAUCACGGCUAUUUAAAAUUUAAGGUUUGAAAUAUAUUUUCGUUUUAGUCGAAUUCAAACAUACAGAAUUUUUUACUUCUUGCGGAGGUUAUUUGCUAAACACCCAACUUUAAGUUCCUAGUGUUGGAUUUUCAGCAGCAGGUCUAGAUCGCGCAAAAUUAGGCGUUUAGCUAUUUCAAAGUUUCUUGUUUAUUGUUGUCAUAGUAAUAUCGAUUUUAGUAAAACCUACAUUUUGACAUAUUUCAAUCUAUAGUCAGUCAUUGGUGAAAAUUUUAUAGCGAUCAGACAAGGAUAAAAUCACUUUUAAAGCGAUUGAAAAAUAUCGGUAUGGCCUCUGAAAAACUAUAUCGAAACACUGCUGACACAGUCGAUUUAUUCAAGAUCCCGGAAGUAGAACAGCCGUUUUGAAAGGGACAUAUAGAGGCCGGCCUUCAAAACAAGUUUUAACUAAGUCUCUGGCCUGGUCAGAAAUCAGCUUCAAUUUUGCUCGCGCCGAAUAGAUUUGACUCCAACAAACUACUUUUUGAGGCCAGAGACUCGUCACCGCCAAAUCAACGCUCGCAAUAUGCUGCCUUUCCGUCUCAAGCCCGAGAUCAGUGUUUCACCCGUUUAGCCAAAUCCAAAAUGAGACGAAAUAUGGUAACGUGUUGGACGACGGCAGACUUUGCCAAUCGUGAGAGUUGUUUCUUCAUAAGGCUUAAUGAUGCUUUCCGGAAAACUUUGUUGCAGGGGGCCAAAAAGAAAUCUAGAAAAUUAACCGACGACGGAAAACACUUUCUACCGCGGGCGCUGAUGGCAAAUGUCAUAGCGUUUUAUGACAAGUAGAGAAUUAUGGGAAAUGGUAGGUAGGGGAGAGGUGGGGGAGGGGUAGGGAAGAUGUAAAAGGCAUAUUUGACUCAUGUUUUUUCAUCUACUGCAGCUCGUAAGGGGAUUUUUGUAGUGAAAAUAUCAUUUUAAAAAAAAAUGUCAAGUACUGAAGAAGCCUCAAAUGAGAAUGUUGCUAAAAAGUCCUGAAGGUACCUCUUUACAAAUCCAGACAGAAAUAAAAUCGACUGCGAUUACCGAAUAGGCAAGUGUUAUGUUUUGACUGCCCCCUGAAAUACCACGUAACAUUGCUUUUAUUCCAUCAAUCCUAAAGCGCUUGAAAAGAUGGCGGGUAUCGUGCAUAAGGUCUAUUCCGUAAGUCGAUUUCAGUUCCAUCCGUUACUUAAUUCUAUUUACCAUUUGCAUAUCCCUCAUUAUACACUUUGCUUAGCGCCCCCCCCCCCCCGCCAAAAAAAUGCAUGAACGUAUUGCGGUCGUCCCAAUUGAAGACAAUGCUUAUUCAAUAUGCAUUUUUUAAGCCGUGGAGGGGGGGACAAGGUGUGUUAUGGGAGAUUGCAAAUGGCGAAUAAGAGAAUCCAAUGCAUUUUUAACAGUGUAUGUAAGUAUCGCAUAUUGUUUUACCAAGCUACCUGCAUUGCUUCCCUAUGCAAUAGGAAAUCCUGUCAGGUGCUUCUUAGCAUGGGAGCUGAGGUCGAUAGCAGGGAUAACAAGUUUCGAACACCUCUGAUGUGGGCUUCUCAUGGAAACCACACAAAAUGUGCGGUGAUUCUUCUUGACUCCAAAGCUUCUGUUGACCUACAGGAUGUCGGUAGUGAUACUGCUUUGCAUGCAGCGUGUGGUCAGGGUCAUCCAGCUAUUGUGAAGUUACUGUUGGACCAUGGUGCAUCCUCAGCAUUGAGGAAUAAACAAGGUCUUACUUGUUUAGAAGUUGCCGCGAAAGCAGGAUCGUGUGAUGCCGCCAUGGCGAUUGCCAAACACGAAAGGUUAGCAGAGUACAAUACAAUACAAUACAAUACAAUGCCCUUUAUUUAACGUGGUCAAUUUUCUUAGCUAAUCAGCUACUUUACAGACAUGCCACAAAAAAUAAAUAAAUAAACUAGAAAUAAUAAUAGAAAGAGACGAUUUCUCAUGAAAACCUAUAUAAAAAAUAUAUAUACAGUUAAAAAUUAUUAAAACUAAGAGUAGAUCACGACAUUAUUACAUAAUGACGUUAAAACUAAGCCAAAUGUAUUUAAAUGUAUUUGGGCGAUUAAAAUUUAAAAUUUGAAAAAUCCAACUUAGACAUUAAGUUCUUAAAUUUUCCGAUUUUAUUAGCGGCACGAAACUGAUCCGGAAGAGCGUUCCAAAUCUUAGCUGCAGUAUAACGCCACGAUUUAAGUCCAUAGGUGGUUGUAUUUACUUUGGGUAGCUCGAGGAUGUGUUUUCCUCUAAGAUUAUAAAUGCAGUAGCUCUCCUAUCGCUCCGGGGACUUUAUACCCAUGGAUAGCUUUGUAAACACCGGUGGCCAUUUUAACAAUUCUUUGAUUAAGUGGGGACAGCAAGUUUAGUUUUUUUAGCAACGUCUCGUACGUAGCUCGUUCAUUGAUUUUUUCAAGUUUGGCGCAACCUCUUUUACCACAGUGAUGCCACGACUCUGAGCAGUAAUUGAAAUGCGGUGCAAUGAAAGCACGAUAUAUAUCUAUCCGCAAUUCAAAAGGUAAUAUUUUCUUCAAACGAUUAAGAACAGCAACCUGUUGACUAACUGUACGGCAGAUUUUACGAAUCUGUCCCUCAAACUUAAGCUUGUUAUCGACAGUGACGCCGAGGAGUUCCAUUUCGUCUUGAAUAGGGAUAACGGUUCCUUCACAGGUCAACACUGGAUUUCUCUCGACCCUUUCAAAAGUAAUUGCUUGAUAUUUUGAAUGCUUUCUUUUCAUUUGAUUGAAUUCAAAACACUCAUCACCCUUUUUCAGAUCAGCAUUUAUGGCAUGUUCAACCUGGUCGAUAUUUUCCGCAGACUUAAACAAUUGAGUGUCGUCGGCAUACGUGAAUAAUGUACAUUCGUCUAUAGCAUAAGACAGGUCAUUCAUGAAAAUAUUAAAGAGAAUGGGACCCAAAAUUGAUCCCUGGGGGACAUCCUUCAUUAUGGUUUUCAUAGAAGAGUGUUGUCCACUCAAUCUGACACGUUGCUGUUUGGCACUUAAAUAAUUCGUAACGAGAUUGAUAACUUUUGUCAUGAGUAUCCACCGUUAUCUUCAAGCUUUUUGAUAAUCAGGUUAUGGGGAAGGGUGUCAAAUGCUUUUGAGAGAUCCAUAGACACCAGACUAAUAAGUUUGUGAUUAUCUAAUUCUUUCUUGAAUUGUUCAGUUACACUAAGGAUAGCUGUGUCGCACCCAUGAUAAUCUCUAUAUGCAAAGACAUUGUUAUGAUAAAUAUCUUCAAAGUGUGAAGCAAGUCUUGAGUGAACGAGUUUUUCAAAAACUUUGGAUAAGACCUGCAGGAUUGUUAUAGGGCGAUAGUUUGUCUUUGUUAACGUACAGUCUUUCUUGUGGACCGGGACAAUUUCACCUAGUUUCCAACUCGAAGGCACUUUUCCCCUUUCAAAUAGAAAAUUCACUAAAAAGCUGAAAGGCUGACACAUAAUUUCAGCGGAUUCUUUGACAGCUCGAGCUGGAAUUUAAUCACGUCCAGUAGCAUUGUUUGUCUUAAGAUCCUUUAUAAUUCUCUUCACUUCACCUGGGCUUGUAUUUGUUAAGGUGAAGGGCGGGAUUGAUGAGCUUUUAUUGUCUGGUAUGACUUUGGAGGCAAUUGAUUGAAGUCAGGGUGCUGAGAACUUGAAAACAUUCUGCCAGAACCUCGGCGACUUUCUUUUGUUCUCUAAGGAAACCACCAUUGUCUUUCAAAACAAUACGCUCAUUGUGGAAAGACUGUUUUUUCCUGGAUGAAAUAUACGGUCUUAUUGUGUUCCAAAACUUCUUUUGAUCUGAAUAUUUAUCAUCGCAGAUUCUUGAAAAGUGAUCUCUUACUCUUUUCCUCCUCAUACUAACAAGUCUGUUUCUUAGUUGGCGGUAUUUUUCCCAGUCUUCAGGCUUUCUGGACUUGUUGAACUGCCUUUACAGCGAUUACGUUCUCUCAUCACUUCCCGUAAUUCAGGGUUUAUAAAUUGAAAUUGAUCGCGAUGUUGUCGGCGAAACGAUUUAACUGGAGCAUGGUCAUUCAGAUCUUCAACGAACAAUUUUCCCAAGCCCAAUAUACAUCUUCAGGUUCAUCAAAGACGUAAGCCGUCGAAAAAGGAACCAAACUAAGGUCGUUACAAAAAGAGCCUUCAACAAAAUUCUUGAAAGAGCGCACUCGGAUAAUUUCGGGUUCAGGUUGCGGUAUUUUCUUAUUUAGAACCGUUAAAGUAUAAACUAGGCAAUGAUCACUGAGGCCAACCUCCAAAGUUCCUGUUUCUCUGAAAUGACCUGGAACAUUCAUCAGGAUAACAUCUAAGCAUGAAGAACGCUGAGGAGAUAUUCUUGUGGGUGAAUUAUUUAAAGAAUCCAGAUCAUAAAUGUCACAAAUGUCCAGCAGACAUCUUAAUGUCAGUAAUAAUUAGCUUAAGCCAACUCAAUAACAAUAAAGUUACUACAAAUUGCAAAUAUAUUAUCUCACCUUUAAUUUUGUAAUACCUGCCUGAAACCCCCCCACCCCAAACAAACAAAGAAAUAGGUUUGAAGCCCCGGAAAGAUCCUUUCCACAAAGUUGGUGGAAAGGAUACUCGUAACUUAACAGUUGGUAAUCCAAAGGAGUUUUCGAAAGAACAAUAUAAUGAUUAGAAAUACACGACAAGAGUCAAACAAGUUAAGGAUCGCUAUUUUCAUUUUCGAUUCCUGAAAUGAAAGCGCCGAGUUUGUUAUUAGCUGGUUUUGUCUCUCUCGAGAUGAAAAGAAGCGAGCUUCAUUCUCUGUGCCAGUAUUCAGAUAGAAAAUCGUGUUUGCCAGGUCAGGACUGUUGGAGAGGCCACGUUAUGUAAUACUCCUAAUUAAAUAAUUUAUAAUGGUGCUUAUGAAUACAUCGUAAUAUAUACAUUGUGUGUGUGUGGGGGGGGGGGGAAGGGGGAGGAAACGUCGAAUGUCAAGUCAAUUUGUUUGCUUUUACCGGCAAUUUUAAAGGGGGAGGGAACUUGAGCAAUUUCAAAUUUCAAACGUUAAAACUGAACUCUCACCCCUGGUUGAAAACUUCCCAGAGGCAGCUGAAUUUCUUUUUGUUCAAUGCUACCGUCCCUAGAUCGGAGAGGCGCGGUGUAGGGAAAGAUUGCGUGAGAGUAUGGAAAAAUAAUUUGUUUGUCGAGGCUGGGGUUGGGGAGCAGCACCUGUUUAUAAUAUAUUUAUUUUAUUAUUUUUUGUUGGUGUGAGUUAAGAUUGUUGUAAUGGUUGUGUGGGGGGGGGGGGGGGGGGGGGGGAAGGGGGAGGAAACGUCGAAUGUCAAGUCAAUUUGUUUGCUUUUACCUGCAAUUUUAAAGGUGGAAGGAACUUGAGCAAUAUCAAAUAUCAAACGGUCAAACUGCAAUCUCACUCCUGGUUGAAAACUUCCCAGAAGCAGCUGAAGUUGUUCUUGAUCAAUGCGUACGUUCCUCGGACCAUCUCAACCCAGCCGACCCAGACUACACUGUAACUUAUGACUUCAAGCACCUAGAUCCUGGUCCAGAUGCUGACAUGUCGAGUGGAAGGUUUUCCACUGUUCAGAUGAUGAUAAAGCACAAGCGUGAACGACUUCUUCUUCAUCCUCUUACGCUGAAAUUUAAUGAACGAAAGUGGCAGAGUUUAGGAAGAUACGUCUUCUUAUUCGACUUUGUUACUUAUCUCUUGCUUAUGGUGCUCUUUACUGUAUUUAUAGUCGACGAUAGGUCAGACCAGACCUUCAGUGAACCACUAAAGCAAAAACCGUCAGAUUAUUACUACGACGAAGACGACCCCUUCAGAGGAACUAUGUCAUUUUUGAUCUUGACUUUCUCCUUGCUCCACAUAUGCAAAGAACUGUUGCAAAUUUACGUUCAGCGUUGGAACUACUUCAAGGACCUGUCUAAUUACCUGAACUGGGCACUGUAUAUCUCUUCAGCCUUGUUUAUGGUCCCCUACGUCGCAAAGCCAGAAGACGUCGACAAGUUUUUUGCCAGUACGAAGGCCCCCUUAGUACUUUGGAAUAUUGGAGUUGUUGCAAUCUUCGUGUGCUACACCAACAUGAUGCUGUUUCUCAGAAGAUAUCGCUUGUUUGGCACUUACAUCUCAAUGUAUAUUGAAGUGACGAAGACUGUAUUCCAAGUUAUGUUCGUGUUUGUUUUUCUGGUUCUGGGAUUUGCAUUGGCUUUUUUCGUCCUCUUUAAAGAACAGGUAAGUUAGUUCUCAGGUAUUGUUGGCUAGUCAGUUAAUCUUGCGAGGAAAAACCAGAAUUCUGUAAUUACUGAGUUAAUUUAACUAUAAAAAAAGAUAAGAAAGAAACCUUAGGUUUUAAGAUGCAGACAAAAUGCCCCUUUUCCUUUAUAGAGAUUUCCCUUCAAUAGAGGUUGAUACAACAGCGGAUACAAAGAUUACAUGAACAUUUUUCCGGGACCAAAUUUUGUUCUCCCUUGAUGGAGGUGUCCCAACGGAAAGGUUCCACUGUAUCAAACAUAUCCAGGAAGACUAUUAGAAGAUGACGUCAAUUCAGUUCAACUACGUACUAGUAUCCUAUGUUUUGAGGGAUCCGAACCCCCAAAGGUUCUUUCGUUAAAAAAAUAAAUAAUUAAAAACAGUAGUAAAUAUUAUAAUCACUGCUGAUCGAAGAGCGUUGUGACAAUUACCAAAACGUUUCUCGUUGUAACUGAUGCUGGACCAGUUUAGGGUUUUGGUUUUUAGCAAAUCAUCACAUCUGCUCUAUUUAGCCCUCUCGUGAACAUUUCUAGUUUCAAUUAACACUACGGUCUUGAACGCGCUUGACCUCCCAUUUUUGUUUUCCUUUGACAGUCGCUAACUUAAUGCAGGGAGAAGCCAAAGAUCGCGUUUUGUUGGCUGGCAAAGACGUAUCGAAACCGGUCCCUUGAUUUUACCGAUUAUUCCAAGCAACCUAUAGCGAUUUUUGGCUCGUCCCUGCUUCAAGGUACUGACACAGAAAACAGUAGAAGUCUUUUUUUAAGCGAACGCUGUUCAUUGCACUAAAUUGCCAAGAGUCGACUAAUGGUGUAACUCCACUGUUAGUAUGCAACUAUAUGUAAACCUCAUGAAACCCAAUUCGGGCGAGCGCUCGAAACGUUCGCUUGUGAGUCAAAUUAAAUGGUGGCCGAUUUUCUUUAUCUACUCACUUGGUAAAACCGCAUUUUAUCUCAUCAUUAUCAUUCAGGAUGCAUUCCAUUCAGUGCAUCAUUCCCUGCUCCGCGUGCUUGUGAUGAUGAUUGGUGAACUGGACUUUCUAGAAACCUUCAUAAACACCAUAGGAGAGAAGAGUGAAGAGAACACGAAUCUGUUAAAUCCAUUCCCUUUUACUGGACAGUUCUUCCUCUUUUUGUGCUUGUUUUUCCUUACUACCGCUCUGAUGAACCUUUUGGUAAGGAAUUGGUUUGAUAUGUAUUUUUAACAGCUGAAAGAGUAGCCUGAGAAAACGGCCGACAUUUCGCGACAGUUUCCCCGCGAAAUGACAUCUGAGAAACGAGUACAGAAAUUCCAUACUGAUGACGUGUCACUACCCUGACCUGGGUAGUGCUCUUAAUUAGUUGAAGGAAAUUUCCCUCGCUGCACGACCAAUCGGAAGUUCUGACAAGAUCUGGGAAGUAAAACGUCAUCAGUAUGAGAUUUCUGUGCUCGUUCCUCAGACAUCAUUUCGCAGGGAAACCAUCGGUGGCGUCCAAAAGUUCGGCUGUUUCCUCAGGCUGUUGAAAGAGCCUGUUGUAGUUUUCUGCGCAUAUGUAGGACUUUGAGUUUUAAUUCGAAAGAACAGUUUUCAAAUAUAAAUUUGGUAAUGAAAAAACACUUUUCCAACUGGUAUCGAUUUCCUUAGAACUGUGUAGGCUAAUGUUAAAUUUGUCGAAACAAUCACGCGUCAUCUGUAAAGGUUCUGCACAGGACAUUUUUUAUCUUUUCUAAGUCCAAAUCUAAAUGUGGUUUAGUCGACAACAUCCACGAGGGACAUCACGCCAACUCUAAAACACUUAGGAUUGGAGAUAUAAAUUUUAAACGAAGAUAUGAUCAUUGCAGUGGUAAUUGAAAUUUAAGUAAUUGCAAAUAAACCCGAAAAAAAAAUUUGAGACUUCAACGGGAUUCGAACCCAAGGCCUCUGCGUUACCGCUGCGUGCUGUACCAUUUGAGCUAUGAAGACCCAUCCCUGGGAGCAGGCCAAAUUGUUGAGUUCAUCUCAACCCUUGAAAGGAAUAAAACAAUGAUGAUGUGGAUUGCGGAGACCGAGGCACAAAUUUUAAAUAGAGAUAUGAUCGUCGCAGCGGUAAUUGCCAUUACCACUUGUUGAUUACAAGUUAGUCAUUGGCCUUGAAAGAGCCCGCACACGACGUUGUUAGUUAAAGCCGUAUAUGCGCAUUUUAAUGAUGGUCGAAAGUAGCUUCGCGACUACUUUGGGUUUUGGUACACGCGCUCGGUUGGUCACGUCUAACUGACAGUAAGUUCAUCGUAUUCUUGCCGUGACUGCCAUUAAAAAAACAUUUUUAAUCAAGAAAAAAAAGAUAUAACCGUAUUUACUGGAACGUUCUAGCUACAGCGAUCAGUUACCUUAAAGGUUCUUUGAUGUAGCUAUUUUUCGAAGAUGGCGAUGUGGGGUUUAGCAAGUGAAGUUCGCUGCGUUGAACAGUUUUUAAUUUCAUGUAAUGGGCGGAUGACAUAAGUGGUCCAAUAAUAAAAAAAGUAUUUGGCGAAGCACUUCGUAACAAAUUAAGCCAACCAGAAACGGACAAGUCAGACGAUAUACUAAGUUUACUUUUACAAAUGUUUAUUUUAUUGUAAUAAAUUUUACCGCACAAUUUUCUUGCAGGUUGGUCUGGCCGUGGGAGACACCAAAACAAUGAAGAAAUAUGCCACGAUCAAGAGACUUGUGAUGCAACUGGAAUACCAGUUUAAAAUAGAGGAGGCGUAUCCCAAAUACAUUAUCCGAAAGGUUUACGAAAGCAUUCAUGUAGAGAAGCCCAACAAGCUGUCUAGAGUCAACAGGUAUACCUCAUUUUGACCAAAUGGCGGUAAUAAAGCGUAUGUGUGUGUGUGUUCUCAUAGUUCGUUUGUUCGUGGGCACUCAUAUAACUGUCACCGAAUAUUUUCAGUCAGGUUUUCUUUUCAUUAACGUUUAUUCUAAAUAUUGCUUGUCGCAAAAUCGCUUUGGAUAUUUUAAUUCAUAUUUUUGCCUAGAUAGUGCAAGACCACGAAAUUGUCUUGGUUGCCAGGAGUUGCUGGAAUAGAAAGGCAAUCACCGCCUAAUAUUUGCAACAGCUAUUGCUACACUGUUGAUCAGUUUCGAUCAGUUUUCUUGAUAGGGUUACCGGAAAUUGGAAUUCCCAUAUCGGUGGUAAAAUUCGAUUGAAAGGAAAAUACAUUUCAACUUGUUUUACUCCUCAGAAUAGAAGAGUGGCUCCAUGCAAGGUUUGCGGAAGCAGCUCCAGAACCGGUCAAAGAGGGUCAAACAUCUGAAUUUGCUGAACUAAAAGAAGAGAUUUUAAAAAUCAAGAAGAGGAUCAAAUCUAUGAUGGCCAUGUUGGAGGCCCUAAAACAAGCUGCUCAAGAACCUGGCAGUUGCCGUCGACCCAAAAUUUAA
Molecule: messenger RNA, 16518 nt
Organism: Porites evermanni
Lineage: Eukaryota; Metazoa; Cnidaria; Anthozoa; Scleractinia; Poritidae
Source: the annotation of a GenBank genome assembly